AUGCCCUGCUUCAAGGGCAUCGCAGUGAGCAUCCACGCCAAUGGUGCUCCGCUGCCCGAAUAUGGCAUCCAGAAACAGUCCCGUUUUUCUCGGAUCAAUACUUAUAUUCCAGUCCCUCAGCCUCAAGUGAAUCCCGAGACUGGCAAGCCCGAGCCCGCAAAGUUUGCCAUCUCGAUCACCUUGCUUACUCCCGGCCUCGCGAUCCCCUACUCGACCCCGAAGCCGACUCCGAGCAAUCCCUUCCCAAAGCCUCAGCUGGUCGGGCCUAUGCCCUCCAGCACCGGUGACCGCGGGAAGUACCACGGCGUCGUCACACCCUACAUUCCCCUGACCAACAACGAGAACGAGACUAUCGCCGCUUACAUUUACUUUGACGGAAGGGCAAAGGAAGAGGUGGCUACCCUCCUGCGUCCCGGCGAGGAAACCUGGGUCAACAGCCGAUGGGUCCAGGUUCCCGAGUCUGAGGGCGGCGGACUGGCCGAGCGCGAGUUCCUGUUCCGCGAGGUCGGCCUGGAGCGCUGGUUGAACGGCUUAGACCUCAAGGGCCACGAUGCUGCAGAGAAAUUGGAGAAGCGCCGGCAAAAGUUUGAGCGCCGCAGGAGACGCCAGCAGGCCCUUGCCGAAGCGGCGGCCGCCAGGAGUCUCGAUGGCAGCGCGCCUCGUAGCACUCUGCGCUAUAGCAUAGACGAGGGUGCUCCUCUCGAAGCCGUUCCGGACGAGGACUCCGUCUCUUCAUCUGAUGACGAUGAGCCCCCGGAGGCUGCUGGCCAGAUCAAGGUUGCCAUGUAUCGUGUCAUCGCGUCCGGAGAGGUCAAGAAGGGUGAAUACUCACCGCAGUUUGAUGCCCACGACGACUCCGACUCCGAUGAGAAGGACCCUCCCAACGGGCUUGAUGCCGACGUUGAGCACACCACGAGCUUUGCUAAGCCUAAGACGCUCGACCCCAAGACCAUCAGCACCCAGACCGUGACCGGCAUCGACGGUCCGGACAAGCCAUAUGCAGUCUUUACGUUCUUCUACCGCGGUGAGCGUCAACUGCAAAAGAUGGGCAUCAUCCCCCCGCCCAAGCAAGCGACUUCGCCGGCGCUCAAGCGCCGCUCCGGGCAGCUCGACUUCAGCAACUUGGGUCCCCUCAAGACUACUGGUACUGUCGGGUUCACUGCCUUCCGUGACAAGGAGAGUCAGGCGCGCAGGAAAAAGGCGCGCAAGAACAACGGCGCCCCUGGUAUACCCAGUUCGGCGAUGGAUGCUGAUAGCGACGAUGAUGACGAUGAUGAGCACAUCGGCGACUCUGAGGACCUCAGCAAGAUGGAUGACGUGGACGCUAAGUACGACCCGUCCAAGCUUGGGCCUGAAGACGCGAAGCACACGGGUGAGCUGGCGGAGGGUGUAAAUCGCAUUCGGCUCAAGCGCGCACACUCCGCAGAGCCUGACUCCUCCGAGAGCCCGCGCAAAUCCCCCGGCGCAAGCGAUAGCGUCACCCCGACCGAUUCCAAUGCCCCCGGCGGCAUCGCAUCAGCCGCGCAAGGUCUCUUUGGCCGCAACCAGUUACCGGGCGAGAACGAUAACAGCAUCAUCGGCAGUCCGCUGAAGAAGGCGCGCCCCAGCCUCGGCGCCGAGGGCUUGAGCGCAAGCAUUGCCGGUGCUACUGCCACCGGUGUCGCGGCGUCGUCGUCGGCCGCUUCGACUACUGGUAACCCGUUUCUCCCCUCCGCGCUCGGGGAUGUUCUCGCCAAGGCUCAGGCUGGCGCGGGACAGGCUGGCGCGGAUCAGAAAGGGGCUGAGGCUAGCGUGAAGAUGGAGGAGGAGGAGGAGUUGUGA
Molecule: messenger RNA, 1821 nt
Organism: Thermochaetoides thermophila DSM 1495
Lineage: Eukaryota; Fungi; Ascomycota; Sordariomycetes; Sordariales; Chaetomiaceae
Exons: 3
Coding region: 1-1821 (606 amino acids)
Source: RefSeq, a predicted model, not a curated record